Molecule: messenger RNA, 1119 nt
Organism: Oldenlandia corymbosa var. corymbosa
Lineage: Eukaryota; Viridiplantae; Streptophyta; Magnoliopsida; Gentianales; Rubiaceae
Source: the annotation of a GenBank genome assembly
AUGGUGGUGCGACUGGUCGUCCCACCAGAUAAUUGUUGGUGGCGGGGGUGGUCCAAUUCCAAGCGCUUUUACUGUCACACAAGUCCGGUCAGGCCUCGGAUUUUGGUUUCUUCAACUAGUACCAACAAUGAUUCUGCUGCUGGGGGCUUGCGUGUUUUUGUUGUGUCUGACCUGCACACCGACUACUCCGACAACCUGAGCUGGGUGAGGGAUUUGUCAAAGAAGCGUAAGAAGCCUAACAAUGAUGUCCUCCUCGUUGCCGGCGACGUGGCUGAGACUUGCCAAACUUUCGAGUUAACCAUGUACCUUUUGAAGCACUGUUUCCACCGUGUUCUUUUUGUUCCUGGAAACCACGAUCUUUGGUGCCGCCGGGAGAAUUCUAAUGCUUGCGAUUCUCUUGAAAAGCUGGACAAACUGUUUGACACUUGCCAAAGGAUUGGAGUCGAAACCAAACCGGUGGUGGUUGAUGAUUUAGGAAUUAUUCCUUUGUUCUCAUGGUACCAUGAGAGCUUUGACAAAGAAAUGGACAUAAGUGGCUUUCGCCUUCCGCCUCUGGAGAUGGCAUGUAAAGACUUCCAUGCAUGCAAAUGGCCUGAAGGGAUUAACGAGGCAGAGAACUCUCUUGCGUUGUUCUUUGAUGUUAUGAAUGGCAAGAAUCACGAUUUAGUUGAAGAAAUUAAACGGAAAUGCAGAGUAGUAAUUUCUUUCUCUCAUUUUCUUCCGAGGCAAGAGCUGUGCCCAGAAAAGAGAAUGCUUUUCUACCCUAAGCUUCCCAAAAUAAUUGGCUCCGACUUUCUUGAAUCUCGAUUGAGAUCCAUACAUAGAGAUAAAGGAAGUGCAUAUGCUUGUCAUGUCUUUGGUCAUACUCAUUUCUGCUGGGAUGCUGUGCUAGAUGGUAUCAGGUACGUGCAGGCCCCAUUGGCUUACCCAAGAGAGAGGAAAAGGAGGAUGAAUGGAGGGGAAGACUGGCUGCCUUUUUGCAUCUACCAUAACGGCAAGCUUGCGCCGCGCCUCUCUCCUUGUUACUGGUCUGAUUAUUAUGAUCAUAACCCCCGAGCGCCCGAAUUUACAGAGCUUGCUCCCUGGGUUGCUAGAUUUUAUUCAAGAUCACCAUCUUGA